GAUUUACUUUAUUUCUUUUGUGGGGUGGGGUUCAAGCCUCAGAUCAGGGCCUCAGGGGGAAGAUCAAUAGUAAAAAUUGAUUUUUUUUUUUCUCUUUAUUUUGUGGGGUAAUUUUUUAAGAAUAAAAUCAUCUUUUAAAGUUUUGAGCUUGGAGAGAAUAAGUUCAAAGAAGAGACAAGCUGACAUCAAAAGAUCAGAAACCCAGAUGUGGAAAAUUACAAGCAAGGAUUGAUUCGAACCUUCUCUUACAUGACAUAAAAAGUAUCCUAUGUCCUGCAACACUGCAACUCUCUUUGCUUGUAAUUUGUGAACAAGUGAACAUAUGUUAACUUUUCUAGUCCUCAUAUUCAUUCAAAUCAGCUAUAUAACAGAUUCUUGUUUGCUUGCCUCAGCUAUAGUAUAGAAAAGAUGGCAACUUUAGUUGAGCCUCCUAACAAAAUUAAGCCAAAGGGAAAGCAUUAUUAUACAAUAUGGCAAACAUUGUUCGAGAUUGAUACCAAGUACAUUCCAAUCAAGCCAAUUGGUCGAGGUGCAUAUGGCGUGGUUUGCUCUUCCAUCAAUAGGGAGACUAAUGAGAAGGUGGCAAUCAAGAAGAUUGGCAAUAUCUUUGAUAACUGUAUUGAUGCGCUGAGGACUUUGAGAGAGGUGAAGCUGCUAAGGCAUAUCCGGCACGAGAAUGUCAUUGCUUUGAAGGAUGUGAUGAUGCCAAUCCAGAGGACGAGCUUUAAGGAUGUUUACUUGGUCUAUGAACUCAUGGAUACAGAUCUUCACCAAAUUAUUAAGUCUUCGCAGCCACUCUCCAAUGAUCAUUGCAAAUAUUUCUUGUUUCAGCUGCUUCGAGGUCUCAAAUACCUUCAUUCUGCGAAUAUUCUGCACCGGGACUUGAAACCUGGAAAUCUGCUGGUUAAUGCCAAUUGUGAUUUGAAGAUAUGUGAUUUUGGCCUUGCGCGAACCAAUGGAGCUGAGGGCCAGUUCAUGACAGAGUAUGUUGUCACCCGCUGGUAUCGGGCUCCAGAGCUCCUGCUUUGCUGUGAAAACUAUGGAACCUCUAUUGAUGUAUGGUCAGUGGGAUGCAUUUUUGCUGAGAUUCUUGGAAGAAAGCCAAUCUUCCCAGGAAGUGAGUGCCUCAACCAGCUGAAACUGAUCAUAAGUGUACUUGGAAGCCAGCAAGAGUCUGAUCUUGCAUUUAUUGAUAACCAGAAGGCCAGGAGGUUUAUCAGAUCACUGCCGUAUACAAGGGGUAGACCCUUUGCUCAACUAUUUCCACAAGCCGACCCAUUAGCAAUUGAUUUGUUGCAAAAGAUGCUAGUAUUUGAUCCAACUAAGAGAAUUACUGUCUUAGAAGCACUCCAGCAUCCGUAUAUGGCUGGCCUGUAUGAUCCAAGACUUAACCCUCCUGCUCAAGUUCCAGUCAAUCUUGACAUAGACGAAAACUGGGGCGAAGAGAUGAUUAGAGAAAUGAUGUGGAAUGAGAUGCUUCAGUAUCAUCCUGAAGCUGCUUCUGCCAAUGUUUGAAGGUUAUUCUUCCAAGGCUUCUAGACAUUUUUUGUGUCUAGAAGUAGUUCUGUUUUUCCAUAGAGAAAAAUGUAAUCUUAAGGACUUAGCUGCCAAAUUUUGUACUUGCAUAAAAAGAUUGUUUAUUUUGUUAGAUGUCCCCAUAAGGUAAAAUGUCAUCUUGUAACUGAAGUUGUAAAUAUCCGUGCUUACUGUUCUAGUCAUGUGGUAAAUUUCUGCUUGCAAUGUUUCUUGUUCUUUAGCUGUUUCCCUGAACUAUAGAGGACUGCCUCCGGAUAUAUCUGAUUAAGUACUUUAGCUUUUCUUAGAUAACUUCAAGCUAUUCUGUAUAACAUGGAAGUGAAUUACUACCUGGUUUUCAAUGGCAGUAUCAUUUUAUGUAACCAAAAUGCUCUUGAUUGUUUACCAA
This is a messenger RNA of Arachis stenosperma, 1924 nucleotides long. RefSeq names its product mitogen-activated protein kinase 7-like. Gene Ontology annotation, molecular function: MAP kinase activity; ATP binding. Lineage: Eukaryota; Viridiplantae; Streptophyta; Magnoliopsida; Fabales; Fabaceae. Gene Ontology annotation, biological process: protein phosphorylation; intracellular signal transduction. The record is from RefSeq and is a predicted model, not a curated record. Gene Ontology annotation, cellular component: cytoplasm; nucleus. The transcript is spliced from 3 exons. Bases 409 to 1515 code for a protein of 368 amino acids.